CAUUUUCUGUAAAAGAGGCCCGAUGAAAAUGGUAUCACACACGUUUUGGUUCUGUUUCACGGGACAUUUCUUAGCAAUUGAGUGCGUUGGAAAUCAUGGGUAAAAACAAGUCAAAAAAGUCUUUCAAGUGGAAAAAGAAGCACCCAGAUCACGAUGAUCGUUGUAAAGAUUCAUACCAGAAUAUAGUAAGAGAAAACAAGUUAUUUGAAUCCUGCUACAAGGGACAAGAGAUGCUACCAGAGCAUGAAUGGGAAGAAUUUAUGACAGCACUCAGAAGAGAAUUGCCUUCAACAUUUAGGAUAACUGGCAAUAAGAGUCAUGCACAGGAGCUACUAAGGAUAAUAAAAAGUGAAUUUGUAAACCAGGAAGAAGAUGAGGCUAAUAUUAGGGAAAAGCCUGUUGCGCCUUUACACUGGUACCCAGAUGAAUUGGCUUGGGAAACAAAAACUGCCAGAAGAGAGAUAAGAAAGUCUGAAAAGAUGAAACAGUUUCACAAGUUUCUUGUUCAGGAAACCAACUGUGGAGCAAUAACAAGACAAGAGGCUGUGAGCAUGAUACCUCCAUUAUUCAUGGAUAUUAAACCAUAUCACAAGGUCUUAGACAUGUGUGCAGCUCCUGGCUCAAAGACAGCUCAGCUGAUAGAAAUGAUGAACGAGGACAGCGAUAAAGAGUUGCCAACUGGUGUCAUUGUUGCUAAUGACUCAAAUAAUAGACGAUGCUAUAUGCUUGUACAUCAAAGCAAACGACUUCAGAGCCCAUGCUGUAUGAUCACCAACCAUGAUGCCAGUGUUUACCCCUUUCUCACAACUGUCAACAGUUCAAACGGAUGCCCCGAACCAUUUCUGUUUGAUCGCAUUCUUUGCGAUGUGCCGUGCAGUGGUGACGGAACAAUGAGGAAAAACCCCCAAAUAUGGCCACGAUGGAGCCCUCAUCUAGGAGUAUCAUUGCAUCGGCUACAGCUGAAGAUCUUGGUCAGAGGAUUAGAGUUGCUAUCAGAAGGAGGUCGCAUUGUUUAUUCAACGUGUACGGUGAAUCCUCUUGAAGACGAGGCAGUGAUAGCGACGGCAAUUAGUAUGUCUAAAGGGGCCGUAGAGCUUCUUGAUGUUUCUGGUGAAUUGCCAAAUUUGAAACGUUCACCUGGCUUGACAAAAUGGAAGGUUUUCAGCAAAGCUGGUGAAGAAUUAAAGAGCAUUGACGACAUUGAAAAUGAAACCUACAUCAACGAAGGAUACAAAAAGUCCAUGUUUCCUCCAACAACAGAAGAAAACGAAAAGAUAAAUCUUCAACGAUGUAUCCGUGUGUACCCUCAUCAACAAGAUACUGGCGGAUUCUUUAUUGCUGUCUUGAAGAAGAAUGGACCGUUGCCUUGGCAGAGUAAAAACAAAGCUCAAAGAAUGGCCCACAAAAAGUUGCUGCCAUGGGAAUUUUUGCAGAAACAAGCCGAGAAAACUGAAAACGAAAAUGGCAAAGAGUCUGAUAUGGGGGACAAUGCAUCAAAAGAGGGUGAUUCCGUAGAUGCAGUUUCAGCAGAGUCAAAUUUAGAUGAUAAUCAAAAAGUAGCAGAGCCACCAAAAAAGAAAGUAAAGCGGAAAGGAUUUAUCGAGGAUCCGUUUCUGUUUUUGAAAGAAGACGAUCCUUUGCUCAAUGAAAUCAUUAACUUCUUUGGCUUUCCUCAAUCUUUCCCAAAAAGCCAGGCAUUAACAAGAACAGAAGCAGGCAUCAGAAGACAUGUUUAUUUCGUAUCAGAAAAAUGCAAGGAAAUUAUUGACUACAAUUAUAAUAAUUUAAAGAUAAUCAAUUGUGGUUUAAAAGUUUUCACCCGAUGCACUUUGAAAACUGGGGAAACUCAAGGCUGCAACUUUCGUCUUACACAGGAGGGCAUCCAGUCCACAUUCAGAUAUGUCGACAAACAGAAGAUAGAGAUAAGCUAUGAAGACUUAAAACUUUUACUUACUGAAGGGGAACCAAAAACAGAAAAGCUUUGCGAAUCGACCAGAAAGCAACUGGAUCAGAAUUAUUUUGGAUGCGUACUUUGGCAUUUGGACCCUUCUACAAAUCAGUCCGAAAGAUUUGAGUUGUCAAACGAUGUUUGGCUUUGUGGACAUAGAGGCAAAUCGACUGUUCGUUGCAUGAUGGCGAAAACUGAGCGACUUCACCUUCUGCGUAUUCUUGGACUGCCCGUGGAUGAUACUGAAUUAAAGACUAGCAAAACAGUGCCUGAAGAUGAGGAGACAAUGGAGGAAGAUGAAAUAAGGGAUGGAGCAGAUGAGGAAGGCAAUGAAGAAGAUGUAAUAGAAAAUGAAGAAGCCUGAAGAAGAAAGAAUUUACAAGCAGAUUGACAUUGUAAAGCAAUAAAGAGGGCACUUUGAAUAUUGUCUUUGUUUGGUAAUAUUGGUUGCUAGAAGUCAACCUGUGAAAGUUCAUUUUGAAUUAAUACAAAUAUGAUGUUUAUCA
This is a messenger RNA of Rhopilema esculentum, 2454 nucleotides long. Its product is annotated as RNA cytosine-C(5)-methyltransferase NSUN2. Gene Ontology annotation, molecular function: tRNA (cytidine-N5)-methyltransferase activity; tRNA binding. Gene Ontology annotation, cellular component: cytoplasm; nucleus. Gene Ontology annotation, biological process: tRNA methylation. The record is from RefSeq and is a predicted model, not a curated record. Lineage: Eukaryota; Metazoa; Cnidaria; Scyphozoa; Rhizostomeae; Rhizostomatidae.